Cladophialophora psammophila CBS 110553 is the source of this 1506-nucleotide messenger RNA. RefSeq lists its product as uncharacterized. The transcript has 2 exons. Bases 1 to 1506 code for a protein of 501 amino acids. NCBI's taxonomy places the organism in Eukaryota, Fungi, Ascomycota, Eurotiomycetes, Chaetothyriales, Herpotrichiellaceae. The record is from RefSeq and is a predicted model, not a curated record.
AUGACGAGAGAACAAAUUCUCAGGCUUGGUUUCGAGUUACCAGAGGGGCGGAAUAUUGGGUACCUCAUCGAGGUUAAGGACCGUUCGAAGCCGCCCAUAGAGGUUGAGAUCUAUCGACCUGUUAUUCCAGAUAACCAGCUCACAGUUAGUGAUCUUGCUUUGGCACCCUUUGUGCAGCAUAUGGGCUUUGCAGAAGAGAUCGCAGAACACUCUGGGGAUCAACAGUGCUUUGACUUCAUCAAAGAGAAGGUGGGGACUUGUAUCAAACAACACAAAUGUGGAAAGGAUGGGGGUCUCCCCGUGCUUCCCGAUCGUGUCAUCUGGAUCGAAGCCAACAAUGCAAGCCGCAUUCAGCUUUUGGAGCCGAAGAACAUUUGUGCACCGUUUAUCGCCCUCAGCUAUUGUUGGGGCCCUGUGGGUCCAAAUACGUAUCUCACAAACGCGCGAAACCUGGAGGCGAGGAAAGCUAGCAUAGAAUUCAAUGAUUUGCCGCCUCUCUUUCAAAACGUGGUCGACGUGGCUCGCUCACUUGGGAUUGAAUACAUCUGGAUAGAUCGACUCUGCAUCAUCCAAGGAGAUGACGAAGACUUUCAUUCCCAGGCGGCGAAGAUGGGAGAGAUCUAUGGAAACGCUACUCUGACUAUUGCAGCGGCCUCUGCUACCACCGAAAAUGACCGUAUCUUGGUUCCAAGGGACGAAAAAUGGUGGCCGUUCGAUCUGAACCUGGAUUUUGAUGGAAUCGGCUCUUUGAAUCUUCGCUUCCGGCGGCGAUCACAUGCCUUGGACACGGAGGCCUCAGGGGGUGAUUAUGGCAAGAUGUCUACUAGAGCUUGGAUCUGGCAAGAACGUCUCCUGGCUGCAAGGACCCUCUUCUUUACUCCUACAGCACUGAGGUUCGAAUGCCGUUGCCAUUCUUUCUGGGAAGGGUUCUGUAAAGGCCGCACAGGCUUGUCUUGGUCCGCCCAACUCGACAACAUUACACACGUUGCUUGGACAAGAUUGGUCGAGGAGUACAUGGGCAGGGAUAUCACCCGACCUUAUGACCGGCUCCCAGCCAUGGGCGCCGUUAUGAAGCGCAUUGAAAAGAGCACAGGAUGGUCGCCUUUCUGGGGUUUGUGGACAAACGCAGUUGCCGAAAGUCUCGUUUGGAAAGCUCGCGCGAGCGGUUCCAGAAACUGUCGAAUGAAUCCAGGCCACUACGCUCCGACUUGGAGUUGGGCCAGUGUGGACGGUCCGAUCUCUUACACAUCUGCCAGACCACGGGGCGAAUUCGAUAAGAAAGAUCCAAUACAGUGGGAUCUGGAAUAUCGGGGUCUUAAUGAGAUUUCAGGCUUGAUCAGGAUAUCUGGUUACAUGAUCCUCGUCGAGCUGGACGGUAUAAUCGAACGCAAUGAGUCUCACGGAAACAGUCCAACCGAGGAAGAGAAAUUCCAGUACAAGUACAAGAUAAAGUGCGAAAAUGACCAAGGCUAUGCAGUUACGCCCGACGUCGCUUUGAAGCCAUGA